CUACAAACCCAGCUGACCGGUCACGUGGCCCGGUUGUUCCGUAAACAUGGCUGCCUGCAUAUUGAGUCCGUAGGACAAUUAUUAGUGUGAAAUGGGUAUUUUAGUUGGGUUGUCCUGCUGGGCUUUUAUAAUCAUGUGCCUUAAUAAUGUAGAUUGUACGCAUUCAGAAAUAAUCGCGGAAGACCUUAUUGCAGUGUCAGAAACAGAUACGCGUGCAUCGUCUGAUUCGGAGAGUUCAAGCUGUGGCUGUCACUCCUUAAAAAGAGAUACAGUUGUUAAUAUUGACAGAAAAGUUUCUUUGUUGUCUGAACAAGCGGCUGUAAAAUACUCGAAAAGAGCUAACGAUGGAAUGGAAGUAAAUCAAGAGCAUAGCCAAGAUCUAGACAUUCCCAACAAGAUGGUGUUGAUCCCAGCAGGAGAAUUCUUGAUGGGCACAAACAACCCUGAGAUCCCACAAGAUGGAGAAGGACCACAGCGCAGGGUUCACCUUGAUCAGUUCUACAUUGAUAUUCAUGAGGUCAGCAACCAGGAGUUCCAGAAGUUUGUCAAUGCCACCAACUAUGUUACAGAGGCAGAAAAGUUUGGAGACUCCUUUGUGUUUGAAGGUUUACUGAGUGAAGCAGUAAAAAGCCAAAUUUCCCAAGCGGUGGCUGCUGCCCCCUGGUGGUUGCCAGUAAAAGGGGCAAACUGGAGGCAUCCAGAAGGCCCAGACUCCACCAUCACAGAUAGGCUGGACCACCCUGUGCUCCACGUCUCCUGGAGCGACGCCACCGCCUACUGCACCUGGGCUGGGAAGAGACUGCCAACGGAGGCAGAGUGGGAGUAUGCCUGCAGAGGAGGCCUGAGCGACAGGCUGUUCCCCUGGGGUAAUAAACUGCACCCCAAAGGUCAGCACUAUGCUAAUCUCUGGCAAGGAGAGUUCCCCGUUCAGAACACAGGAGAGGACGGCUACACCAGAACCUCACCGGUGAUGUCAUUUCCUGCCAAUGGGUACGGGCUGUACAACAUGGUGGGCAAUGCCUGGGAGUGGACCUCUGACUGGUGGAGCAUUCAUCACACCACAGAUGAGCUUCACAAUCCAAAAGGGCCGGCAGCAGGCCAUGACAGAGUGAAGAAGGGGGGUUCCUACAUGUGCCACAAGUCAUACUGCUACAGGUACAGGUGUGCUGCCCGGAGUCAGAACACCCCUGACAGCUCUGCCUCCAACCUGGGCUUUCGCUGCGCUUCCCACAACAAACAGUGACCUUUAUGACCUCUGAGCCCAAUGGGAGAGGGCUGGAAGAAGAGUCUCCUCCACCUGUCCUUAUACCCACCUUCUCCUGGGACUUUGCAUGCUUCAGUUCACCAUCUCAUAUAAACAUCAGCUGUAGCUUUGCUGUUGACAGGAAACCCUUUCUACGUGAGAGAAAUCUCCGCUACACAUGAUUGACAGCAUUCAGUCUCUGCCUCAUACUUGGCCAAACUCUCUUCUCUAACCGGUGACAUCACUGCUUUCCGCUGAAUUGUAACAGUGUGUAUAUUUGCCAAGCGUUGUAUUUUUAUAUGAGAGUAAAAUGAUAUAAUUGUGA
Molecule: messenger RNA, 1568 nt
Organism: Anguilla anguilla (European eel)
Lineage: Eukaryota; Metazoa; Chordata; Actinopteri; Anguilliformes; Anguillidae
Gene: sumf1
Product: sulfatase modifying factor 1
Exons: 9
Coding region: 92-1243 (383 amino acids)
Cellular component (GO): endoplasmic reticulum
Source: RefSeq, a predicted model, not a curated record